AUGGCCACGCAGGAAUCGCUCACCAAGGAUGACCUCACCCACAUGCACCAGGGCUCCGGUCAGUCCAUCGGCGGCACCAAGAUGAUGCAGGGCGAGGGCGAGCAGGAGCCGCACAAGCACGCCAAGCAAGGACGCAACAGGGAGCUCGGUCAGGACAAGGAGCAGUCCAUGGCCAAGGGCAAGCACCCGGGCAUGGGCGACCGGCCCGACAUCCACGGCGACACUGGCGAGGGCAUCGCCGCCCAGAAUUUGGGCGGCGAGCAAUGGCAGAAGGAGGGCAAGGGUUCAAAGGUGGUCGGCGGAGGACGGCCCGAGGUCAACUUCUGA
Molecule: messenger RNA, 327 nt
Organism: Acanthamoeba castellanii str. Neff
Lineage: Eukaryota; Discosea; Longamoebia; Acanthamoebidae
Exons: 3
Coding region: 1-327 (108 amino acids)
Source: RefSeq, a predicted model, not a curated record